Tribolium madens (black flour beetle) is the source of this 5052-nucleotide messenger RNA. RefSeq lists its product as uncharacterized. The transcript has 6 exons. The coding region runs from base 1999 to 4134 and encodes 711 amino acids. The record is from RefSeq and is a predicted model, not a curated record. NCBI's taxonomy places the organism in Eukaryota, Metazoa, Arthropoda, Insecta, Coleoptera, Tenebrionidae.
UUUUCUUUCAAAGAGUCGUCUACAAAAGUUUGGUGCUUUAGUACUUUUGUUUUUUUUUUAAUAUUAAUUUUUAUUUGAAGGGGUCAGUAUAGAAAUUCGAGUUUUUUCGACUUGGUCAAAUUACCCAGAAUCGCGUUGUCUCAUGUCGCUUUAAAUUAAUAAUUUUUUCACUUGCUAUUGAGUACUUUUCGUAGAUUUUCCAAUGUGGAAUUACUUGACAGUCGGGGGUAAAAAAACCUUCGAAGACAAAGCCGUGCAGACCAUUAUCCAACGAAAAUGCAAUGGUGAUGCGUGUCUCAAACCCGAGCAAGAGGAACAACUCUUUUACAAACUUCUCGAGUUCACACCAUUCAAAGAUCUUCAAGAAGCAAGCUACAAAAUCAUCAUUUUACCAAAACCCAAACAGGAAGAUAUACCAAAAUCGAUGUAUUUAAACUUGCAAAACUGUCUUUUAAUCGAUGAUGAUGCCAUCAAUGAGUUGUGUCUGGAGUUACGGGAACGUGUCCGAAAAGGGCACGACAAGCAACUGUUAACAUACAAUGACGUCGGAAUUCAAACUGAUUUACAUGUCCAACCCCAUAUUUUAGAGGACGAAAAGGUUGCAAGUGUUGUCGCGGAUUGUGCCGUCCAAACAGUCUCAAAACAUUCCUGCUUGAUGGCAAAGUCAAAGUCAGGAAAAAAAUAAUAGUGUAUCAAGACUGCUCAACUCAAAACGUUAUUUUGUCUGUCAAAAUUCAUUGUAAUUGAUUAAAAAUUCCUGUGUAACUGUUUUGUGUUAUUAAUGGACAAAACUGCACCUUCAAGCAGCUCUGGUGCAACCCCGGAAGACGAGAAAUCAAAAUUUGGGGAAACCAUUUUGAAGAAAUUCAGAUUUUUUCGCACCUUAAAAAACUACGUUCUCUCCAAACUCCGGAAAGAAAAGUACGAUUUAGACGAGUCUCCACCACCUGAAGUCAGUAUUAUUUCCUACGACCAACGUGGUUUCGAAGAUGCAGAAAAAGAACUCGACGGUGAACCCUCCCAAAGUAUUAAAAUCGAUCACAAGCUUUUACAAGCUUUGAAAACUACUUUAAAUUCAAACGUCAAUGACUCUAAUCCAAACUUGGAGCUUCUGGAUAUUGUGGAAAAGACUUUUGCUCGUCAAAUGGACAUUUUUGAGGAACUCCUCAAACACAUCAACUCGAAAAAGGAAUCUGAUAAAAUCAAACUGCAAAAUAAGCUGAAAUCGUCACUGCGUGACAGAUCGCUGGAUUUGAAUUAUAUUAUCAAUAAUUUAGUAACGGAAUUGAACACAAACACGAAUGCGCAAAGAAUUGCUUUAAAUGGUGAUAAUCCGGAAAUAAAGAAACCUGCGAUUGAUUGUGAGUGUCGCCAGCCCGGAGCUAGCGGAGGUGCAGUCUCACGAACAAAAUAAUGUAUCAAAAUUAAAUUAAAAAUUAUUUGCAACAACAAAAUUUUAAAUUACCGACUCGUUUCGCGCGCUUUGUCGAUUUGAUCAAACCGUUGCGAAAUUGUCAGUUUUUGAGUGUGUAAGUGCAGUUAGUGAUAUUUGAAAUAAUUGUGCAUGCAUUAAAUUAGCUCAUUAGCUCGUGAAAAUUGAUAAUAAAUUUAAAUUACCGACCGUUUCACGCGUUUGUAGUUUGGACAAGUCACCGUCAGAUGGCCGCGAGAAUUUGACAGGUAACCAAACAAUCGGGAAAUUGUCAGUUUAUGAGUGAGUCACAGAGAAUAAAACUGCAGUAGUGAUAUUUUGUGUAUAUUUACCUAUUAUUUAUCUACAAAAUGCGUUAAUCAAGCAUUAAAUUAGCUCACGUCACGGUAUUUUACAUAAGACAAACGGAAACCAGCUUACGUGAAAAAUUACCUGACCUUCUUAACUUAUCGUUGCUUAAUUAACGUUAAUUGUUUAAAAAAUGGUGAAUAUUUCGGAAGGGGAUUGAAUUCUGUGAAUUGUGAAAUGGUUUACGUCGACGACGAGGGUGCACCCCCAUUGACAAGAUGAGUAGGGGAUAUUACAACACCGGGGCCCCCUUUCUAUAUUCGGGCGGCGAGGCGGUGAGCCCUGGCAUGGACUGCCUGCAGCUGCGCCAGCCCCCCGGCCCCUUCCACUACCUAAUCAACGAGCAGGCGAAAUCCCUUGUGGCCCUCCAAGAGCUCCAGCAUGAAGUGGGUGCCCUUUUGCAAUUCCGUGAUCUCGUCAUCGAGACAUUUCCCAAUCUUCGGACCAAACUUGCCUCGUCGACACCUGCCACCAUGACUUCAUCGCAUCACAAUUCCAACAUCCCGGUCUCGAUACGUACAGCAGAUUGGACACCAGGAGUCCGUGUACGUAAAAAACUCAAUAGUAAAGAUGAGACAAGACUUGGUAAAAAAGGGGGCGAUAUUGCGGUACAAGACUCUGGAUUUAGUACCGAGACGUCGAGUAAAGAAACACAUAGUGCGUCUUCAACAGCACCACCUGCUGCAGGAAGUCGUAGUUCUUGUGGAUCUUUCAAGUUUGAUGAGACUGAAGAUGAGCUGUGGAACCUCCUCGAUGUGAUCCAUAGAAAAGGGACACGGUUGAAGGAUGAGGUGGAGGCGUUGCAAGGGGCUAUAAGAGAGCAAGGGAAUGAAAAUGAUUUUCAAAGGGUGUUGUUUACGGGAUCUGCGGAUGAUAUCAGACAGUUGCGACAAGAACGUGAUCUCCUUUUGGAUCGUUUGGCUGAAAUGGAAGCUGAAGUUUUGGCCGGAAGAGUGCACACUUCGCGAUUACAAGAAGAUCUAGAAAAUCUCCUAUCGACGAAGCAUGAUUUGGAAGAACAGUUAAAAGCAGUAGUGUCACAAAGAGGUGAAGUGAAUUCACGCAUACAUGACUUACAUUUACAAUUUGUGACUAAAAGUGGAGCUAGUUCGCCGGAUGGUGGUGAUAAAUCCAAGGUGCUAAUAGGUGAUAGUUUGAGUAGAAAAGACUCGACGACUAGUCAAAGGACAAGGAGAAAUAGUGCAUUGGAUCUAGUGCUCGGUGAUAGAAUACCCAAAGUUAAAGUGCCCGAUUCGAAAAAAAUUGCUGCCAUUUUGAAAGAAAACGACCCUUUGGUGCUACAGAAACAUCUCUUGUCGACGACUGUCCAAAAUCAGGUUUUAUAUCAGCAGCUUGACACAGCAGCACGAGUAGAAAUCGGUCUUGCUGAUAAAUUAGACAAGGCACGCGAAGAAAACGAUGAUCUUCGAUUUCAAUUGGAGGACAAAAAUAUAGAAUUAGAAGGAACGCGUGCUCGAGUGCGAAUGCUCGAACAACUCCAAAAGUCGAUAACAACCAACACCUCCCCUGAUGUCAUCCCCGAUCACCCCAUCUCCCGUAGCGAAAUAACAACAGCAAGCAUGAAAGCGAUGAGUCCUCUACCUCUCAACCUCCAAAUGGACCAUUCGAGCAGCACCGAAUCGGCCCACGACCAGGCCGAAACCAACCGCAAGAACCGACGCCCCAGUAAGAUCCCGUUGAAGAGCUACACGGCGCCGAAGCCUCCAGGAGGUAAACACAGUCCCGCACCAGGUGCACGUAGUCGUAGUGGCGAAUCGCCGGGUAGACCGCACUCUGCACAGUCCUGGAGGAACAGGAGCGAAGGGAACAGCUUAUCAGGGAGCAAGAGCAACUCGUCCCUGCCGAAAUCCAGGAACGGGUCGCUCGUUUCCGCCAAGGAUUCGCUUUCCAGCAAGCUUAGAAGUAGCGAUUCGCUUUCCAAACUCUCGUCGAAUAACAAUAGCUUUGGGAGUAAUAGGGGCACCAUGAGGAAGAGCAACACGCCGGUUAAGUGGACCAACAACUCCAAAGACGUUACCGAUAAGAUAAGUUUAAGCUCAGCAAAAGGAAAAUCUCAAUAUCCAUGGACUCUCUCUUCAUAUAACAGCGAUUCUGGUUCACCUUAUCCAGACUCGUUGGAUAGAUCUGUGCAACCGCCAACAAUAGAAACUUCAAGUAGUCACCGUUUUCAAACCGCUAACACAUUUUUAUGGAAUGUGAGCAGUACACAGAGUGAAUUUUACGACAGCAUUGAUUCCAAUAUCACUUCCAGUUUGUAUCAGCAAAACGGUGAGGAUCUUGCAGAAUGUGAUUCGCUUGAAAAGCAGUUAUCAGAUAUAUCCGAUCAGAAAUAAGAUUUCUCUGUGUCUGUAUAUUUACGAACAAAAUAUCUUAAAAUUUUAACUCUAGUAUUAUUUUGCACGUUAAACAUUCCGUAAAAAUACAUCAAGUGCUAGAUUCAAGGGUAAAUUUGACCACACAAAUUUGUAUUUCUUGAAAACCGGUGCUUGCAUUGCACUUAGAUAAUGUCGACCUGUUUGUGAAUUCAAUUAAUUUGGAGACAGGUGGAUCCUGUUUUACUUUUAUUGUAUUGCAUGAUAUUUUAGUAUUUUAACUGUCUUGUAAAUUAAACAAUAAGCUAUCUUUUUAAAUAGUUAUAAUUUAUCUCUUUUUAUUAGUUUUUUAUUUUUUCUCUUGUUAUAUUUGCUGUGUAGGACUGUGAUAGGUAAUAUUCUGAAGAACUAUUGGAAGAAGUGGCAAUUUAUACCUAAAUUUAAGUUCCUUCAAGGUGAAUCUUUUAAUAUCCUCACUAACUUUUCAGUUUUAAACGGUAUUUAUUAUUUAUUUCAGUUUUAAAAUCGAUUGAGGAGUAUUUAUUAAUUUUAAGGAAAUUUUAGUGAGGGAUGUUUAUUGUAAAUUCAAAUAUCAUAAGAAGGUGUAAACACAACGAUCAUCAUGUAUCAGUGUUGUAAUAAUUGUUUUCAAAUGUAAAGACUGUCUUACUAACUGAUAUUAACAGUCUAAAGCCACAUAAUUUGUGAUAUAUUAGAGUGCUCAUUCACAAGCGUAGCUAUUUCAAUAAGUGUAAAUGGUCAUUCAAAUUAUUAUAAGAACUAUUAAAUUACCAUUUAUGGAAGCAGAUUUAUAAAAUGGCAAUUUGUUUUUUUUAAUUUUGUUAUAGCGUUUUUAUAUUUGACUGAUAUUCAUUUUAUAAAUCUGCAGUUAGGCAAAAGUAUUGUAAAUAGUUUCUGUUUAUAUGAAUAUAAACCAUU